Messenger RNA from Zophobas morio, 2205 nucleotides. RefSeq lists its product as uncharacterized. NCBI's taxonomy places the organism in Eukaryota, Metazoa, Arthropoda, Insecta, Coleoptera, Tenebrionidae. Bases 1 to 2205 code for a protein of 734 amino acids. Gene Ontology annotation, cellular component: membrane. The transcript is spliced from 16 exons. Gene Ontology annotation, molecular function: transmembrane transporter activity. The record is from RefSeq and is a predicted model, not a curated record. Gene Ontology annotation, biological process: transmembrane transport.
AUGGCUGCUUCUCCUAAGGAAAAACUAGAAUAUUAUUGUUACGCUAUGGACGAUACAGAAAAAAGUUAUAAGGAGUCUUUAGUCGAUAAUAAAGGACCUCCCCAUAAGGGAAAUGUUCUUUUAGGAAUAGGACUGUUCUUUUUUAUUUCCUAUUUUUUUGAACGACUGGGUUUCUUUCUUGUUCUUUCCCUGACGGUGUACCUGAAGCUUCUGGGAUUCAAAGGCGGCACAGCUGCUCAACUCUCACAACUUUUCUGGACUUUAAACAGUUUGGCUUCCUUACUUUUCUGCUAUUUGGCGGAUUCCAAGUGGGGUCGUUAUCAUGUUCUGCUUGCGAGUUUAAUAAUUGCAACUAUUGGCUAUGGGCUAAUUUCCCUUUCCUCUCAUCCGGUUAUCGAUAAAACUUGGAUAUUUUUUAUUGGCUAUGUUGCUUUUGCUCUCGGCGCAGGUGGCUCACGACCCCUUCUAACCGUUUUAGGGGCCGAUCAAUUUAAUGUUAACGAUGCCAAGCAAGUGAAACAGCAGAAAGACUUCUUUCAGUAUUUUUAUAUGUUUGGGAAUGUCGCCGCCGCCUUAUCAUCGGGACUUAUUUCUCAUUACGCCUCUGGAGGAUUCGGAGGCCCCUCAGGAAGACUUAAUUAUUUUUACUCCUUCAUAAUAUCAGUAGCCUCUUACGUUGCCUCUUUAUUACUCAUCCUUUUAGUUUCCAGGAAAAUUUACAAGCCCGCACACUCCGGCUCGGCUCUUACAAACUUUAUACGGAUUUGCUAUUAUUCGGCCUGUAGAAGUUUUUACGGCUUUUUGGUGUGUCUUGGUUUCCUACUGCAAUUUUUUAGCCUAGGGCUAUCUACCAUAACCCUUGCAGUGGACCACGUUUCCCUCAGCGCUUUAGGGGUGUCCUUGUCAUUUAUCGGGUUGGGCCUCAUGAUCUUUCUUAACGACAACAGCUGGUUACGGAUUGCCGCUAAGAGCGGCCGCUUUAGCGAGCAGUUCAUUUUUGAGUCGAUGGAGCUUCUCAAACUUUUCCCUUAUAUUGCAUUUGCAGCCAUGUUUUGGUGCGUUUACACGCAGAUGUCGUCCACGUUCCAGUUGCAAGGUUGUCAAAUGGAUACUACACUAUUACGACCGGGCCAGUUGCCCAUGCCAAUUGGUGUGACUAUUAUUGCUAUGGUGCCGGUAUUUAACUUAGUAAUAUUUCCACUCUUGGCCCGCACGGGCUGCCCCGUGACGCCAUUCCAGCGUAUAGGCGCUGGUCUCCUCGUGGCGUCGUUAACGAUGGUUGUUGCAGGCACUGUCGAGAUAUACCGCCGUGGAAGCCCUUAUACCAACAAAUUGAGCGAGUGCUCAUACCGUGAAGGCACUCCAAAACCAUUUCAAAGUGACUUGAGCAUCCUUACGAUGAUUCCGCAACUCGUGCUAUCCGGUCUUGCGGAAAUUCUUGCUGCUAUUACUUUUAGCGACUUUUAUUAUGUCGAAGUUCCUAAUAACGUGCGUUCUGUCAGUCAGGCACUUAGUUUAUUGGCAAUCUCUUUUGGAGCAACUAUUAAUUCGAAUCUUAUCAAAGUUUGCGAGUCGACUGGUUAUAUUCGUGACAACUUAAACCAAGGAAAUUUAGAAGUUUUUUAUUUUAUCAUUUUUGCUCUUGGAUUGCUUAACUUCGUGUUUUUCCUUAUUGUUUCGAGACGAUAUGUGUAUAAUCCAAAACGGAACCACAGCGGGUCAGUCCAACUGGUUUUUACCAUUUCUAAGAGCCUAUCGAUACGUGUGUCUCUCAUAAAACCUUCUAUAGUACAUGCGGACCCUGGGCCUGGGGCUUCGUUGAAGCAGAUAGAGAUACGAAUAUCCAUGAAGCCCAAAGAAAAAGCACCAAUGGCGCCUAAAGAUCGUAGAGGGUGGCAUGACCCCAGGAAAGGCAGGCCUUCAUUCGGCCAUUAUUUUUCAAAUACGGACGACUUUCUAUCGCUCACCUUUGAUAAUGCACCCAGUAUUGAUACAGGGAAUUUAAUACCUGCUCAUAGGCUUAGGCUGACACAAAGUGAACUAAUUAAGGGUUAUGACACCACCUUGAGCUCUCCGAAUCCUUCAAUGAGCUUUUGCCAUAGCGAUCUAGGCUAUAGCCCGGCAUUAUCUAAAGUUAGAUCGCUAUCGUACACCGAACGAAUGAUCGUACUUAUACAGGCCUCCAUACAGAUGCUUAUUCCUUGA